AUGACUAAGAAGCGUAUAAUUUUCUGGGUGUCUUUGAUCCUAACAAUAGGAAGACAAGUUGGCUUGGAGGAGAACAAGUGCAAGCACAACGUGGAGGCCAAUUUGUUCGAAUUUUUAAGCCAAAAAAGGUACGUGAUUGUAAUUGAUGAUAUAUGGGACAUUGUACCAUGGAAUGGUUUAAAGAAUGGUAUUCCAACCAAUUCUGAGAAGGGUAGUAGAAUAAUAAUCACUUCUAGGAAAAAAAAUGUAGAUGUUAAUAAAGGAGGAGGUGGGCAAAAAUUUCUACAUGAGUUGCAACCCUUAGACCAAGAAAAUAGUAGAACCCUCUUCUUCAAUAUUGUUAUGGCUGCCUCACAAAACAGUGGUGAAAGUAGUUGUCCCUCACAAUUAAAGAAAAUUGGUGAGCAAAUAUUAGAAAGAUGUCGUGGUGUGCCACUUGCAAUAGUGGUGACAGCGGGUCUAUUGUUGUCGAGAGAGAGAACACAACAAGCAUGGAAAGAGGUAUUAGAGAGCAUGGGCCAAGAUGAAGACCAAUACUCAUCUAUCUUUGCACUCAGUUAUAAAGAUUUACCUUCAAAGUUUAAACCAUGCUUUCUAUACUUGGGACUUUUUCCAGAGGACCAUGAAAUUUCCACAUUCGAAUUAAUUAAUUUAUGGGCAGCUGAGGGAUUUAUACAAGGCAGUGAAUUGAGGGAGGUUGAAGAUGUCGGGUAUGAUUACCUAAAUCACUUGAUAGGUAGGAAUCUUAUUCAGGUUGUUCGAAGAAGGUUCAAUGGAAGGGCUAGAAGUUGUCGCAUUCAUGAUAUUUUGCACAAUCUUUGCAUUCGAGUGGCCAGUGAGAUUAAUUUCUUUAGCACUCACAAUCAUGUAACCAGCCAUAAUUCUGCUUUGGGAAUACGCAGAAUGACUAUCCAUGGUAUUAAUUUUGCUGAUUACAUAUCUUUAAAUCAUCAAGCUCCCAAGCUUCGUGCUAUGUUGUAUUUCGGUGAAGGCAUGUAUAAUUUUAGAAGGAAUCGAUAUAAGGAUUUUCUUAGCUGGUUCAAAUUUCUUCAUGUGCUAAGUGUUAGGUAUUAUUAUCUUCCAACUUCUUUUCCCAAUGAAAUUAGCAAUUUGAACCACUUGAGUUACCUUAAAUUGGCAGCAGCUGUUGCAGAAAUUCCUUACACCAUAUGCAACUUAAAAAGUCUGAUGACCUUGGAUCUUAGUGGAUGUGACGUAGUCAUCAUUCCUAAUCUUAUUUGGAAAAUGCAACAAUUACGACAUAUCCUCUUGCCCGAUUACUGUAAUUAUAUUUGCAAGGCUCCCUCAUUUCGGGAGGUUUCUGUACCAAAUCUCCAAACCCUACAAGGGAUGUCUACUUCUCUUUUCGAGGCCCAAUACUUGCCCCAAUACUUGCGCAAACUUAACAAUUUGAGAGAAUUGGUAGUUGCUCAUUCAACCGAGAGUAUCAUUGAGGUAUUAUCGGGUGCAACCCCUGUAUCACAUGGGCUAGAGAAAUUGAGCUUAUUGGAUCCUUGGUCUUUGGAGUUGAGUCUGAAAGUAACUUCCAGAACAUUCAAUCUAUCUCGAUAUGAAAAUCUGUCUAAGUUGAGUCUGAAAGUACGAGUGGAGUGUCUUCAACAUGACAAAUUUCCCCCAAACCUCACCAUGCUUACCCUUAAGUACACUUAUUUGAAGGAGGACCCGAUGGACACUCUGAAGAAACUCCCGAAACUAAAGAUCCUCAAAUUGUGCUGCAAAUCAUAUAAUGGGGGGGAGAUGGUUUGCUCUGGAGAACCUGGUAACUUCCCUGAACUUGAAGUAUUGCGAAUUGAAGACAUGAGAAAUCUGUGGCAGUUCAUAGUUGAAGAAGGAGGAAUGCCAAAACUCAAAGACUUCUCCUUCAUUGAUUGCAAUCCAAAAACAAGGAUUCCAAAUAGAAUCAAAAGCAUAUUGAUGAUUUACCGAUUAAAAGUCACCGAUUGGCUAUCACAAUGA
Molecule: messenger RNA, 1977 nt
Organism: Camellia sinensis
Lineage: Eukaryota; Viridiplantae; Streptophyta; Magnoliopsida; Ericales; Theaceae
Source: RefSeq, a predicted model, not a curated record